UGUCCUCAGCAGCAGCAGCUGCAGCAACAGGAGGAACAUCAGCAACUUCUGCGUUUUACAAAGGUCAACAAUCUCGUGAUUACGACCGAGUUUGGCCGAAACUACAGCAACUCUGUGGAAGAGGCCUACCGAAAGAGCGUUUUUGCGGACAACCUUAAGUUCAUUCUGAAGCACAACCAAGAGUACCUGGCUGGUCGCAAAACCUUCACUAUGGGGGUGAACAAUUUUGCCGACAUGACCAAUGCCGAGUUCAGAGCCCGUUUCAACGGUUUUCGCCCUUCUGCCGGUCUGGCUCAAUCGCAGGAUUUCAAUAAAAACGCCUACAACGCCUCUGCUAGUGUUGACCUGCCUGACACCGUUGACUGGGUCAAGAAGGGAUUGGUGACGCCAGUUAAGAACCAAG
This is a messenger RNA of Rhagoletis zephyria (snowberry fruit fly), 403 nucleotides long. Its product is annotated as cathepsin L1-like. The record is from RefSeq and is a predicted model, not a curated record. NCBI's taxonomy places the organism in Eukaryota, Metazoa, Arthropoda, Insecta, Diptera, Tephritidae.